AUGCAGGGAAGGAUGCAAUCCGUUGAGAGCAUCUUGGCGUGGCUCGAUGGCAUCAGGGUUGGCCCGCCUCUGUAUGGUGGACCGGCGCGAAGACAAAGCACGAGAGCAUUUCAAUCGUGGCUCGCCUCAGAUUCUACUUCAUCCAAAAGUGAUGUUCCUAAUCACUCGAUUAUCGGUGAAGGAAACAUGGGUGCAACUACCGAAGCUUCGUCUCCGCUCUGGGAGCCAACUUCGCCAAGCCGGACUGUCGAUCGAAACGCACUAGAAAAAGGUUGGAAUCCCGCGGCUGGCACAGGUCCGCACCGCUCUGCUGCAGUAAUACGCAACUUACACGCGGAUACUGCAUCUCCAAGCCCGCGUCACUCUCUCGAACUGAACCAAGUGCUCUCCACGCUACACACCGAAGAGGCAGAGCACUCCUGUGGCACAUGGACUGAGUAUCCUACAUUUGCGUCACUCAGCAAGGAGCAUUUUCUUCGAGACUUUCAUACAGGCCGGCGUCUCUUUUGUUCAUCAAUUCUUGUCAACGCGUUGCUCGCCUUGGGUUGCAAGUUUUCCGACCAUCCGGCGACAAGGAGCAACAGCGAGGACUCUUAUUCCGCGGGAGAUCACUAUUUCAGAGUAUCGCAGAGAUUAUUGGACGAGGAGACAGACCACCACUCUCUGACCACAGUUCAGGCUUUGGGCGUAUUGGCGAUUCGGGAGGCGAGCUUUGGCCGAGAUGCAGAAAGCCUCUAUUAUGCUGGACAGAGCAUACGUCUUGCGUUCGAGAUGGGCUUGCAGCACACAAUCGAAGACGGCAACGAUGACGAGCUUGCAGUCCGGUCGGCGACGUUUUGGGGCGCCUUCCCUGUACUCGAUAGUGCCUGGUGUCUGACGACGGGGUCGUUGCCACAAUGCUCGCGAUUCCCACACUUGCCACCCAAGCCUACCAUCAUCGAGGACGUCGAGGCGUCGCUCUGGGUGCCAUAUACCGACGAGGGUGGGUGUACAGUGUCUGUUCACCGUGCUCUUGAACAGCCAUCGAAUGUUCGUUCAGUGUACAAAUGUUUCUGCGAGCUUAGCGAACUUAUCCACGAAUCCUUGUACUUGCUGCACUCGCCUAGUGUUCCAUUCACAGCGAAUCAAGUCCUGGGUAUUUACACGCAAUACUUCGCCUGGUAUGGCAGGAUACCCGAGGUUUUAAGGCUGGGUUACAACUUUACGCCGUGGUGUAAUGCUAACGUCUACCUACUUAGUAGGUACUACCAUUUUGCGAUGUUGCUACUCUUCCGUCCACUGAUUUCUUACCGCAUAAUCGGAUCAGGCGUGGCACCGCAGGAUGUGUGUUCACAGGCAGCAGACGCUAUCCAGGCCUUGCUUGCCUCCUACGCGCAACUUUACACCCUCAAACGGACAGCAUCGUUCGUACCCUACUUUGUAUUGACAGCGACUGUAAUGAAGCUCGAUAUUGGCACUGCCGCUAUGCGCACUGCCACACCAGGCGAAGCAGCCGAAAUCCACAACGAGGUCGUGGAGACGCUGGAGAGAGCGAUUAUCCAUCUUCAAGAAAUGGUGGCGUGCCACAGGUUUGCUGCACAGGCACUCAGCAUCGUCCUAUACCUGGCAAAAGAAGGGAACAUCGCUUUUAAAAGCGACGAUCUGGAGAUCGUGGAUGACCAUGAUCAGCCGCGAGACUUGCACAUGUUCUUUUCCGACGUUCCAGCAAGGGAUUCAAUAUCGCCAUUGGCCAGAAAGUUGGACCAGGCUGGGACGAGCAUGCAGAUUCCGAUGUUUCGGUCUUUGGUGGCCCAGGCUUAUGGCAGGGUUCCCGAAGGCAAGGCUCUAGAUGAAACAGGCUUUCAGGAACUCUAA
Messenger RNA from Purpureocillium lilacinum, 1854 nucleotides. The record is from RefSeq and is a predicted model, not a curated record. Lineage: Eukaryota; Fungi; Ascomycota; Sordariomycetes; Hypocreales; Ophiocordycipitaceae.